UGGAGUUACAAAAAGACUCAUCAUGUAAACCGAUCAAAAUCCCAAAUGGCAACAAGGGGUAGGAAGCCUUUCGCAAAUAGGCAGGGUUUUCAAAGACCAGCCGAAGAAAAGGGUGUUCAUCCGACUAUUCUAAAACAAGCUCGGCGAUCAGGGCAACUUAAUCUAUCCGGACGAAAUUUAUCGACAGUUCCUGACACAGUAUGGAGACUGAACAUUGAUGUUCCAGAGGAGGCGCGCGAAGUCAGCCUGGACAAUACUGAGGAUAGGUGGUGGGAACAGACCGAACUAACCAAGCUCAUUCUGGCCUCUAACCUCCUCACUGAAAUCUCUCCAGACAUUUCCAACUUCCCAGCCUUGACUGUGCUAGAUAUUCACGAUAACAGACUUGAGUCUUUGCCACAAAGUUUACGAGAGCUGGAUAAUCUUGUCAAGCUUGAUGUAAGUCGAAACAAACUAAAGGAGUUACCAGAAAGUGUGACCUACCUACGGAACUUAAAGAGCUUACAUGUGGAAUACAACGAGGUGACCAGUAUCAGUGAGAGGAUCGGAAAUCUGGAUAAACUGGAAGAUCUGGACCUGAGCAACAAUCAGCUUUCAGAUCUACCACCCCAGAUUGGAUAUCUAACUCAUGUGAUCAAAUUAAAUGUAUCCAAUAACAAACUUAGCAGCCUUCCACCAGAACUAGGUUCUAUGAAUGCUCUAAAAUGCCUAGAUGCCACACAUAACCAGUUAACACACCUCCCUGGAGAUUUGGGGAACUUGCUACACCUUGAGGAGCUGUAUCUACGCCAUAACAGGCUGUCAGGGAUACCCCUCCUACAGAACUGUAAAAACUUCAAAGAACUUCACCUGGGUAACAAUCAGAUGAGCAGUAUUACAUCAGAGCACCUGCAGCACCUGGCGUCAGUGUCAGUACUGGACAUCAGAGACAACAAAAUCUCCGAGCUCCCGGAGGAAAUCACGUGUCUGAGUGGACUACAACGAUUGGACCUCACAAACAACGACCUUACAGGGCUACCAUUUGUCCUGGGAACAAUCCAGUCCCUGAAAUCUAUUGUUUUAGAUGGAAACCCCAUGAAGUCAAUCAGAAGAGAUAUUAUACAGAGAGGAACAGUUGAGUUGAAGAAAUACCUGUGUAGCAGAAUAGAGGAACCAGAACCGGUGGUAGCCACCAACAAGGGGAUCCAGAAUGGGGGGGACACGGGGAUUGUCGGGGGGUCAGGGGAGGGCCUGAAAGCUCACGACAUCCUGCAGUCUAAAGCCCUGGACUACAGUAAUAAGAAAGUCGACUCUGUACCAAAUGAUGUAUGGGAGGUGGCGAUGAAGUCAGGGGUAACCAGUGUAAACCUGAGCAAGAACCAGUUUACAGAUCUCCCGACAAACUUGAUACUACUGGAGUCGACCCUGAAGGAGUUUUAUUUUGGGUUUAACAAGUUAACAGCUCUGAACCCGGACAUUGGAUUGUUCCUCAAGCUAACUACUCUGGAUCUCAGGAACAACAUGCUGUCUGACUUACCAAAAGACGUGGAGUCCCUCCAGGAACUGAGAGAAAUUGUACUGUCUUGUAAUAGGCUUACCACCCUACCCCCACCAUUGUAUGAACUGAAGAAGCUAGAGAUAAUAUUCGCUGACAAUAACAAGAUAACCACAAUAGAUGCUGCAGGGAUCAGAGGUCUACCCAUGCUGGCCACCUUAGAUCUACAGAACAAUAACAUCGAGCUGGUGCCCCCAGAAUUGGGCAACUGUACACAAAUCAAGUCGCUGUUGCUUAGUGGGAAUGCCUUUAGAAAUCCCCGUCCUGCGAUCCUGGCCAAGGGAACUCUGGCUUUACUAGAGUACCUGAGGAGUCGUAUAGUGUCCUAACUAAUGGCAAACUUGGUACCAGUACAGCUAUUAAUGGAAGUGUUCAGCCAAGGAACUGUAUUGUACCAGGUGUUAUAUAGUUACAGUAUUAAUGUCCCACAACUUCCCAUAUAAACAGUGCUAGUGAAUUGAUCAAGAAUAUGCAAUAUUGAAUCUUUAUAGAUGCAAUUUUGGUGCCUGUUGAUAAAUAUAAUUGUUGAUUUAUGCUUGAUACCAAUUUGUUGAAUAAAUUGGUUUUAUGUUUAUUCAA
This is a messenger RNA of Saccostrea cuccullata (small rock oyster), 2113 nucleotides long. RefSeq names its product leucine-rich repeat-containing protein 40-like. The transcript has 15 exons. Gene Ontology annotation, molecular function: protein binding. Gene Ontology annotation, biological process: signal transduction. Bases 46 to 1863 code for a protein of 605 amino acids. Lineage: Eukaryota; Metazoa; Mollusca; Bivalvia; Ostreida; Ostreidae. The record is from RefSeq and is a predicted model, not a curated record.